This is a messenger RNA of Pelodiscus sinensis (Chinese soft-shelled turtle), 6823 nucleotides long. RefSeq names its product maturin, neural progenitor differentiation regulator homolog (gene MTURN). Gene Ontology annotation, biological process: regulation of signaling; positive regulation of megakaryocyte differentiation. The record is from RefSeq and is a predicted model, not a curated record. Lineage: Eukaryota; Metazoa; Chordata; Testudines; Trionychidae. Gene Ontology annotation, cellular component: cytoplasm.
UAAACAACCCGUGCAAGUUGGCAAAUAAUGCGGAGCGAGAGCCGCCGCCCGAGGUGCUGAAGUGGGUGCGGGAGCGCCCCGCGUUGGCGAGCGAGCGAGCGAGCGGCAGGGCGGCAGGGCGGGAGGGAGCGAGCAUGGAUUUCCAGCAGCUGGCGGACGUGGCGGAGAAGUGGUGCUCCAACACCCCCUUCGAGCUCAUCGCCACCGAGGAGACGGAGCGGAGGAUGGAUUUCUACGCCGACCCCGGCGUCUCCUUCUACGUGCUGUGCCCCGACAGCGGCUGCGGGGACAAUUUUCAUGUGUGGAGUGAAAGUGAGGACUGCUUACCGUUCCUACAGUUGGCACAGGACUACAUCUCUUCCUGUGGUAAAAAGACACUCCAUGAAAUACUGGAAAAAGUCUUCAAAUCUUUCAGGCCGUUACUGGGGCUUCCAGAUGUCGAUGAUGAUGCAUUUGAAGAGUAUAACGCAGAUGUAGAAGAGGAGGAACCAGAAGCCGAUCACCAACAAAUGGGUGUCAGCCAGCAGUAAUUAUAUGAGGAAUUAAAAGAUCUCAAUCACUUGAUAGCAGGUGGGGUCCUGUGCUCCUGCGUUAGCAUUUUUGAAUUAGCGCAUCACAUGGGAAACUUGGCUCCCAAAAUUAAAGUUUAAAAAAAGUUAAUAAAAACAUAAAUAUCUUUGUGAUGAGCUUUGCUAAGAAGUGACCUGAUUUUCACUCCUGUUUCAGUGGGGUUUCUAUGGCGUCGUCUUGGUAGCAUUCUGCCAUCAUUAAUUUAGAACUAGUUUUGUCGCUGACUGUCUCUUUGACUUGUGUUUGAGAAUAACAUUUACUGACAUGAAUGUAGAGUACUUUGAAUGUAGGAACUAUUGGAUAGUGUGUAAAGUACUCACAUAUGAUCUUAUGGAGGAAAAUGAAUGCAGAGAAUAAAUGCAAUCUGCACUUUUUCGUUUUAGUUCAUUUUUUCCCCCUGUACUGUCAGACAGAGUAUCAAAUUGAGAGCUUUUGCCUAUAUAGCACCAGUUUCUUAAUGGUUAAUAUUGCAGAAGUGCACAUAAAGUGCAGCACAUUUUAAUUUUUCUUAACACCACCUGAAUGUUCAGGUGCUGGGUUAAUCACUGGGAACAGUUAGGACAUUUGUGUGAUUAGGACAUGUGAUGAUAUAUAUUGGUACUUUGAUGCCAUCUGUAGUAAAGCCAAAUGCUGUUUUAAAAGAAAUUGAAUGAGUUGAAAAAAUGGCCAUUGUGUAUUCUGCUCCUGCACGAAAAUCAGCUUAAUUGGCUUUUAAUAAAACAAUGACAUUAUUCAAAUCUUGUAGCAUCCUGAAUUAAAGAGCAACUUAACUUUGGAGCCCUAAGGAUAUAAACCAGCACCUGGCUCUUUAAAUUAUAAUAGAAUCUUUCUUCACUCUGGGCUUUGUUCUUCAGUGUCUUGUACCUAGUGUAGCUAUUCACAUUUUUCAAAGUAGGUGUAAAAUGCUACCAAACCAGAAAGGUAGGGCCUGAUUCUCAUUCAGGCCCCCUUUAUAUUGCUCUCACUGUGUAAAAAAGCCACAAAGGGAAAACGGAUGUAAUUUAUGCCCACCUUUAAGGUCCCAUUACAUUGCCUAGGGUGAGUUCUCAGUUGAUGUAAGUUGCCAAAGGAAUGAUGACAGUUUCCAUCAGCUGAAGAUCUGUCCCCCGGAAUGGUGGAAUAAGUUUUAGUGUAAAUUAAAAUAAGACCCUUAGCAUUUUACAUCUCAUUUACCCAGAUGUGAAUGACUUCCAGGUAGAUGUCAGAUGGUAAGGACACACAGCUCUUAAUUUACUCACCUUUUAUUCUGAAAAUUUAAGAAAGGGGAUUCCAUUCUCAUACAGCAAUUUUCCACUAUAUAAGAAAGUAUUUCUCAAUGUCUGUUUUUAGACAACUUUUUUUAAAAAACAAAAUGUACGUCACAAACUUCAAAGCCCUUUAAUACAGUGUUAGCUUUAUACAAAUUAACGAUUAGUGAUAAGAAAAUGCUUGGACAAUUCUCAGAAACAAUUGACCCCCUUUAAAAAUCCCUGUUAGUAGUAGUAUUUCCUACAAGUUAUGUUUGUAAAGGAAAUUGUUUUAAAGGUUAGUUAAAGAGUUCAUUUUCUUGGUGACUUGCAUGUCUGAUGAAGGUUUAGGGGAUGCAUAAAACUUAAUUUUCUAAUAGAGGCAAAACUUUAUGUAACCAGGAUGGAAAAUGGUAUUUGAAUAUGCACAGAGGUGUCUGCAAACACUGUAAAAGUCUGCGUUUAAGAAUAUCACAAAAUAGACAAGAAACCAACCUUAAUGAAACUUUGUAUAUUCUCUUGGCAUGCAGGCAUAAACAUGAUAGUCGCAACACAUUUUCUAUGGACUAGUGAUGUGAGAACUGUGGCAGUUCACGUAUAACACUGUAUAGCAGUAAUAGGCUUUUUGCUUACCAAAAUAAAGUGUAAUACCAGUGGUUUCCAUUCCUGCGUUAAGUACCCAAGUUUUUCUUUCCAUCAAAAAGAGACUUUACACAGAGGCAACCUUCAGAGGAGUCUUUUGGGGGUUACUUCCAUAGAGUCUGAUCUUUUGAUUUCAGCUCACACAAAUAGACCUUUUGGGACUGAUUUUCCUCUGCUUUGAACUGAAAGUAAUCAUUGUUUGCACCUGUGCAAGGUGGGGAUAAAAUACUAUCAUUCUGAUUUGCUGGCUAUUUAGACUGAUUUUGUAUAAAUGCAAAUGAUUAUGCACACAGCUUCUGAUUCUCUCUUACAAUAAGGCCCCUUUGCACUGCUCUAAGGUGAGCAUAGAUGUAAUUUGUAGGAGCCUUCAUGCAAAUGAGAAUCAGGCCAUUUGAGUGCAGUGGGACUAUUUCUGUGACUAAGAACCAUUUAAGUGAAUGAAGAAUGGAGGGUCCAGCCCUUUUGAACGACAUACAAUGGAGUCGUGAUAUAUUCUGCACUUUUCUACCUUUGCUUGCAUUUUGAUUGAUGCUGAUCUGCAAAUGAACUGUUGAGUAUUAACAUGGUUAUAAGCAAACAUGAAGCUGUAAUUUAUGAAGAUAGAUACAUUAUUUCCUGUAUUCAUUAAUUUUUGUUUUUAUGUUGAACUUUGUAUUCCAUGUGAGUGAUUUCUGCAACUUUCCUAGGGUUCUACCCUGCAGCUUUCACUCCCAUUAAAUUCCCCUUGAAGCCCAUAAGAAUUUUGCCCAAAUGAGGACUGCAUAUCAGGUUCCUGAAAGGGCCCAAUCCUGCAAAGUCCCUGUCUCCCAUUGAUUUUGAUGGGAGCUAAGCUUGUUGAAUCACUGCUAGGUGAGGCUAUUACCAUGCACCAUUUAAAAUAAACUGGAAUUUGAUAUAGAGAGGAUAAAAUAUACAUUUACAGGCGUAUUAAAUGUGAAAGAGCAUGAAUAGGGAAUGUAUUCUAUCAAAAAAUAUUGGUUUCUUAGGCUUUGACCAUAUCCAUUUCAGUGUUAUUAUGGUAUUGUUUCUUAUUUAUCAAACAAUCCAAGAAAUGCUGAAUUAUUUAGUGGAACCACAAGGUUCCAUACUUUCUAUUAUUAUAUAAUUCUUCUCACUUCCCUUAUCUGAGUUGGAAUUAUUGGCCACUUACCUAGUAAGUAAAAGGAGGGAGGCCAGGCCCGGUGAACAGAACACCCGGCCCUGUAUACACGCAUGGGGAAGCACAUGCAAGCUGGGAGCCUGAGUCAGGGACUCUGGGGUUUCUUAUUAGCUCUUCCAGUGACUCAGUCUUGACUUUAGAUGAGUCACUGGGAUUUCUGGGGGAGCCUGUGAGAGGAAUGGAUCCAGAUCCCAAUGGGUAAUGGGUGCCUAACAGCCAUAUUUUCCUUGGAAAAUCUCCUGUGCUUUAGUUUCCCAGACUGUAAAAUGAGGAUGAUGGUAAAUGUUUACUCACCCAUAUAAAUAUGCUUUGUGACUUAGGGAUGGAUUCUGGUAAGUAUUUUACUAUUGUCAAUCCCCAAAGCAGAAUAGAAUGUUGGUGAAAAGAAAGUAAAAAAGCAUUGGCCAAACAAGUCUUUUUCCAUGUAGUGGUUUGAUUUUCUAACUCAACAUACAUGUACCAGAACAGUGAUGAUCAGUCCUGACUCUUUGGAAUCCAAGCUGCAUUUUUGUGAUGAGCUUGGGGAGAUCCAGAAAUAGAUGCAACAUUGGGGAAAAAAUGAAUAGCUUUUAUAAAUAUUACAGCUAUGUUAUGGUGGGAUGAGGAUAUCUCAGGGCAAGAGGCUAGAAUGACAUCUUUCAGGAAAAAGCCAGGAUUUCUGAGAAAUCACAGACCUAGUUCCAAGCGGUCUGCUUCUGGAUCCCAUGCAGUCCAUAAAGAAACAGCUACCUGUUCCUGUAUGGUGUCCAAGGGGUGUAUUUCUGUAUAAGUUAAAAUUAGCAUAAAGAGUGAUAAACAUAUAGGGUGAUGGGGGAAAGGGUGGAGAAAGGGUUAACUUAGGGCCUGUCAAGACAAUAAGCACUGUAGUGAUAUAGCUAUGCUGCCCUAGCUAUGCCAAAAUAACCUCAUAGUGUAGAUGCUUCCUGUGUUGAUGAAAAGGCUUUUUUCAUCAUUGUAGGAACUCCACCUCUCCGACCAGUGGUAGGUGGGUGGGUGAAAGCAUUCUAACUGGGAAUUCAUAGCUUUGCUGACCUGGACUCAGAGGCAUGGGUUUUUCACACCCCUGAGCACUAUAGCAGUGUUGACCUAACAGCAGGCCUAAGAGACCGUUUUUCCUGGUGGUGUUAUUUAUUUGCAGUGAGGUAGGCAUCUAGGAGCUCCAACCAUGGACCAGAAUUCCAUUGUUCUAGGAACUGUCCAAACACAGACCAAAAAGACCCCUGGAUAUAAGCAAUUCAUUUUAGAGACAAACUAAAUUCUGCAGUUCUGUGUUCACAAACACUGAUGCAUGGAACUAACUACCAUGCAUGGUUUUAAUCAGUAACUUGAACCUCUCAGGUCCACCAUGUCCACAUUGCGAGCCCUAUCCCUUAGUAUUUCUCAGCUAGUCAGUUCCACCCCCUUUGGGUAGCUUUGUGCCUUUGAAAUCUGUAAGCUCAUAAAAUGCAGCUUUUGGUGAAAAUAAUUGUAGCUAGAUUUCCUUUAUCAGUGGCCUGUGCACAUACUAUUUCAAUUUCACCCUGUGUUGCAGGAUGUGCCAUUUGAGUCAGGGAGCAGGAGUGGGGAAGGGGUUCUGCAGCGAAGUGGCUUGUAGCAUAUCCAGCCCCAGCUGUAGUUCCUUUUUAGUAAGUUGUGAAAAGCCAUCCCUGUAGUUUGCAGAUGGCUGUUGCACAGAAGCAUUGAAUAGUUGUCCAAACCUUCUCAAUAAAGAGGACUUCUAGUAAUGUUUUACCAGGACCCAAGACUGAAGCACGCUGGUCAAGGUUUGAUCAUAAGUGACUAGUAAUUUUGGAUGUCCUGAGCCAUCUUAAUAAGGCUGGAUUUCCAGGAAGUGCUGGAAAUGAAGUCCUUUCAAGGUGUCCCAUGUUAGACACCUAAAAACGAAGGCAUCUGAAAUCACUAGUCACUUGAAAAUCUUGCUCAGCCUGGGGUUCCAGCUCUGAAGAUUGAGUAGCUCAGGAAGAAGCAGGCACUGUGUAUCCAGCAUCUGUGUACUCUGUUCUGAAUUGUGCUGAACAAGGGAACAUUUUUAUUGGUUGUUUUUUAAAUCUGAUAAAGCCCUUUUCUUCCAGCCCACUUCGGCAAUAUGAGUUGCCAGUUGGAAAAUGAUGUUGCCUGAUUCUUAGGCAGGAAUGACUGAAGGAAGUGAAGUCAUUAUAACUCCUAUCAGGCUCUCUGUGGGUGAAUUUCCCUGGAAGCAGUGGGGCUCUCUCUGUGAGUGAAGGAGUAGGAUUGGCCCCUACAUUUCCAAAGAGGGUUACUACCAUAAAACACACAAUGGGACAGACCGAUCAUUCUGUAGUUCCUCAGUACCUAAACUUUGGCGUCGAGUCCUCUCUGAAACCAGACACUACCCUUCUGGGAUUUUAAUCAGCCUUGAUCUGAAAUUUACCAGAUUGCAUUGUUGGUAUCUGAUGUCCAUGGAGAUGCACAUUGCACACCGUAGGAGAUUUGUCCCACAGCCCUACUCGCAAUGACCAGUUCAGUACUAAAUUGUCAGUCAAAUGCAUUGUGGAGUUUAAAUCUCCUGUUUUAUUAUUUCUAAAGGGUAUUGUGCAUAAAGAUGCAUCUGUUAUAACAAACGUUAGUUUUAAUAAAGCCAUGUAACAUGGCUUCAUCAAUCAGCACUCAGUUGUAAGCAGGAAUAUACAGAAUAUCACAUAGUGUUCAUUUGCCUCUAGAAACAGUGCUUUGAGCUAGCCAGUACUGACCACGGGAAAGCUACACUGGUUUCAUGUAAAAUACUUUGAGCUUUUGAAACUCCCUUUCUGUACUGACAUACCGUUAUUUAUGUAGACAAAGAUAUGUGGUAACAUUGCAUGUAAAGGGUGUCUACUUUCGUCUUUAGGGAGUAGGGAAAUAAAUGUCAAAGCUGGAGUUCAGUCUAAAUCAAUUUUGUUGUCAAAUUUUACUAUACUAUUUGUUGGGUUCAGUCCAGCCAGCAACAUGACAAGCAGAAAUAACUUUGAGCCAUUUGCCAUGCAAAACUGUUUUUAGUGUGGUUUUUCUCAUUUUCUUGCUGGAAGAUUUGUCUCUCUUUGUGACUACAAAGCUGUGAAAUGGGUUGCCAAAAGAUGUUGCCCUUUUGUUAAAUGCUUUAAAAGGUGUGAACUUUCUAUGGAACCCUGUCUAUUCUUCCAUUCCUACUUUUUGCUCCCCCAAGACCUAGGCAUCAAAUCCAACAAUGUAGUUACACCAUAAGCUUGCCAUUAAAGAGCUUACCAAA